AUGAGUGUUCCUAUGAGACUUCAGUUGCUGCCGCUGCUGUUGGGCCUGACCUGGUCGAAGGACUGUGCUGAGCCAGAUCUGGAGCAUUGGCGCAGCCAACUUCGGGACGCUGAUGUGGUCGACUUGUUGGGGCACCUUGAGCAGGGCCAGGAUGAUCUGUGCGUCAUGGAUGCUGCCGCCGGGCGGCUGAAGGUCCUUUGGGAGCAUUCUGUGGUCGGCUUCGAGAAGGCCCCAGGCGAUGGAGUGAUGACUGUGGAGCUCCCCGAAGGCCAAGGCAGCUGCCUUCUGUGCACUCAGCCUGGCAAGCAAGAGGCCUGUUCGGCCUCGGCCGUCGGCACGACAAGUUGCAAGGAGGUCUUGAAGGGCGGGCUUUCGAAGUCCAGAUUCCCCUGGAGUUGGGAUGGCGUCAAGUGCACCAGCUGCAAAGCCGCUCUGGUCACCGUUGCUGGGGGUGCACAGGUGAUUCUCGAUGCCUCAGGGGAGGGUGAAGCUCAAGCUGUGACGCUGCUUAGUACCGCGGCAGUCCUGAAAGCAGCUGCAGCCGCAUCUGGCAAGUCGCUCGGGGAAGCGGCGCUGAGGAACCGAGUAGCCAUGGGUGCAUUGACGUCGCUUGCCGUGGUGAUGUCUGUGGCGCUGAAUAAAGUCGGUGUGCUUCCCAUGUCGCCAGAUGAGGCACAGCCGUGCUUCGUGGACUGGAUGCUGGACAACUUGGAAAUGGUCUUUUUGACUGCAGGCCAGGGCGUCCUUCCGGGGCUUGCCGCGCUGGUCGCUGACUGGAAGUGUUGCUCAUCCGACCGCUACCGGAAAAACUGUGGACGCAACCGCAGAGAUGAUGAUCCUGAACCCCCAUGGACGACGACACCCGAGCCUUCGCAGAUCGUUCAGCGUCUAAGUGAGGCUGUGGAAGCAGGAGAGGCCAUGGCUCAGAACACGCUGAAAGAGUUGGCGAACUUCAGGGCCACACGCGCCUUCGCAGCCGCAGGGGCCUUCGCUUCGCCUGAUUGGAAGCAGUUGGACAGGGUUCACUGGAAGGAGAUCACGGACCAGAAGUUUGGCGCCUUUUGUGCCAAGGAUGCCGCCCCGAAGGUGGCAAACACGGCCCAGCAGAAGAGAACUCAGCAGGAGAACGAGCUAGACUGGCAGGUCUGUUGGUGUGCGCAAUUUUGCCAAACGUGGUUGGCCUCCAGCACUCCUCCCGGCUCUGCCAGGGCAUGCUAUGAAACACUCCAAGGCAGCAACGAAAGAAUCGUGUGUUCCGGCGCAUGGUGGGAGGAGCUGCGCAAGCAACACGGCCAGCCUGUGGAGAAGACGUAUGAGCCACUGAUGUACAAGGCGCCUCCCUAUGGCGGUUUCAAGAUCCAAGCGCCUCCUGGGGUCAAGGUCUUGUUGAGUUUUGGAGGCCGUACGAAGAACUUUUACGACCAACCCUCAGCGAGCGACAUUGGACUGGAACGUGCCAGGCGCCUGAAAGCACUGCUCACGCAGAAGUACGAUACAACCUUGAACCCAAACUUCGUGUACAUUGAUGCCGACGCACUGGACAACAUGGAUGGCAAGUAUACGAAUGCGAAUGGCAGGACGCUCAACGUGUACUGGGAGCAGUACUACAAGGAUGCGAUGCACAACGCUCGACUUAUCAUUUUCCUUGUGGACAAAGCCUGGCUCUUGAGUCGCAAUUGUUUCGAGGAGCUUGCGUGGGCUCAAGGGAAGCAGCUGUGCACCAAGCACAACGAGUGGCCUUACAGGCUUGACAUGUGCGACUAUGAGGAAAGGGAGUUCGAGAGCAAGCCCUUUGUGGAUGCUCCAGCGCCACUUCGCAUCGUUGCUUUCUUGGGUCAGGAGGCCUUAGAGCACAGGGGCGGUGCGGGCAGAACUUGCCCCCAGCAUUCCCUGCAAGGCUAUGGCGACACAAGUGGGCAGUGCAUGUCCAUGGCUGGCUUUGAAGAGAUGCCCUGCGACGAGUUGACUCAUGAUUAUGACAUUCAACUUCAGAAUGUCAUGGACCUUGUAGCGGCGAGGGAAGCAGAGUGGAAUUCAAGAAGACUUACUACGAUCAUCUAG
Molecule: messenger RNA, 2061 nt
Organism: Symbiodinium necroappetens
Lineage: Eukaryota; Dinophyceae; Suessiales; Symbiodiniaceae
Source: the annotation of a GenBank genome assembly